This is a messenger RNA of Hyaloscypha bicolor E, 3279 nucleotides long. RefSeq names its product ankyrin. NCBI's taxonomy places the organism in Eukaryota, Fungi, Ascomycota, Leotiomycetes, Helotiales, Hyaloscyphaceae. Gene Ontology annotation, molecular function: protein binding. The transcript has 2 exons. The record is from RefSeq and is a predicted model, not a curated record. The coding region runs from base 1 to 3279 and encodes 1092 amino acids.
AUGGAAGCAGUCGCCAUCGCGGGGCUGGCUGCGACAGCCCUGGAGAUUGCGGGGCUCAUAGGGUCAACGAUACAAGGCCUGCACUCGCUGAAGGGCAAUUUUCAAAAUGCCGACAGUACGAUUCGGCAGCUCAUCAGUCAGCUUUCAACCAUCAAAGCUGCUGUCUCUCAGAUUUGUGACUGGGCAGAGUUCAAUUCAGAUGGCUCUCCCAAGGGGACGGAAUUCAUGAAUGGACUCAAAGUUACGCUUGAUGGAUGUCAAGCUCUGAUGCAGGUUCUCUCGGCGGAAGUGAAAGAUCUGGAUGUGCUGCAAAGGCCACUCGAUUUGAAAGAUGAUAGAGAGAUUUCUUGGAAUGUUGCCACGAUGAAACAUCGGAGCAUGCUAUUUGGACAAGUACAGGCAUUAUUGCAGCUCUUUCUGACCGCAGGUCAAUGUUCAGAUGCAGCUUCACAGUCACAUCUCCUUGGGUUGAGGGAAAAUAAGAAGCUGCUUCAAACAGUUGAAGAAGACACAAGAUCACUUCGCAAACCUCAAAGUCCCAACCGCUCGCCUGCGACUCUAACUGUCCGGUUCGCAGCUGACACAGCUCAUGCCACUGGGACCCGGAGGAGGUGGACGCGUUUUGAGAAAUCCAAUCCCACGAAAACAAGGCCGCAACGGCAGGACCCCGCAUCAACUGAUGAAGGAUAUGAGACCGAUUCACCUCGCGGUUCCCGCCGUUCUCGGACGUGGUCUUCGAUGUUGUCUCGCCAGGGGACGCCAGACUCAGAAGUCAAAGUUCGCCUAGGCGAGAGAAACUCGGAUCAGCAAUUAUUAACCGGGUAUAGUGUAAGUAUAUUUCACUCUCCCGGCGAUGGCUCCGAGUCCACCACGGAUUCUAAGCCAUUCGGGCGUCGCUGGUUAUCAGCAUCGAAAAUUCCAGAUUCGACGUCUUCAAUGGAGACAUUUUCUGGCUCGUCCAAGAAAUUCUGGUCCGUUCGGUUGUCGCGUUUAAAUACCAGGACUUCCACAUUGAAAGCGGAACCUGUCUCCGACGUCUCUCGAGUUGCCCCGUCUCAUGUACGCAAACGCAGCGAGCAGUUCAAAGCACGUCAACGUAUUGUUUUGGCUUCCGUGGAUAGUGGUGAAGCACCGCCAAUUAUCAAAGCCGCUCAAGCUGGGUCACGAUCCAAGGUAGAAGCUAUGUUGGACAAGGGCGAGAACAUUGAAACAUGUCACCUUCCCACGAAGCGCACAGCUCUUGCAGUUGCAUGUCAUUGUGGGAAUACCGGGAUGGUGGGACUUUUGAUCAACCGUGCAGCCAAACUGAACGCCCGGGACAUGGAUCUGUCCACUCCUCUACAUCUGGCAGCUUCCCGGGGUCAUCUCGGAGCCGCCGCGCUGCUUCUGGACGAGUUUGUUGGAAUCGAGUCGCGAGACAAUCGCAAACGAACACCAUUAUGGGUAGCGGCAGAAGGUGGGCACAUCAAAGUCGUCGAGUUGCUCUUAAACAAGGGAGCCAGGGUCAAGACUCGUGCCAAAGAUCAGUUGACCCCAUUACAUGCCGCAGCCAAAGGAGGCCACGUGGAGACUGUCGAGUUACUGCUUCGACACGAUUCACACAUCGAAUCGCGAGAUGUUCAUUUCAAUACCGCGCUUCAUUAUGCUUGUGAUUAUGGCCAUCUACCGGUUGUGGAUCUCCUCGUACGGAAGGGGGCCGACAUCGAGUCAAUUGGAAAAGAUUCAAGGCUUCCUCUCACGUUCGCUGCUGCGUCUGGGCAUCUAGAGAUUGUUGUCCUGCUUUCGAAGGAGGCAUCUCUCCAAGGCACCGAUGAUGAAGAAAGAAAUGCAUUGCAUUAUGCAGCGGCAAAUGGCCACGUCGAGGUCGCUGGAUUCCUCUUGGGAAGCAAAGUCUCCAUUCAUGCUGUCGAUGCAGGUGGCUUAACUCCAAUUCAUCAGGCCGUCAUUGCCUCUCACUUUAAUGCUGUUGAAUUUCUGCUCAAGAAGAACGCGACUUUGGAAGUCCGAUGCCGUGCUGGACGAACGCCGUUACAUUACGCUUGCGAUUCUGAUAAUGCAGACAUCGUGCGACUCCUUCUCGGCGCUGGCGCAAAAGCAGAAGCAGAAAUACGGGGAGACAGUCGGCGACCUAUCCAUGUUGCCGCUGCCCGGGGUUCCGUGGAGACAAUCGGUGUUCUUUACCAGCACGGCGUGGCGAUGGAUGCCCGAGACUCCGUGGGACAUCGACCCCUCUCCGUUGCAUGCCACCACGGCCAUGUUGAUGUCGUCAAGACGUUCUUGUCUCUCCGGCAACCUCUCACCAUGGCCUUCAAAGAUCGGCCUGAUCACGACUCUCCACUCUGUGUCGCUGCCAAAGCCGGACAUGUCAGUGUUGUUGGACUGUUGAUCCGGAGGGGAGCAACGUUAAAUCAAAGAGAUGAACAUGGAUUUACACCACUUUAUUACGCCGCACAUUACGGACGACCCCAGACUCUGAAUAUACUGAUCAAUGCUGGUGCUGAGUUUCUGGACGAUGAAGCGGAUGAAUCUUUGCCCAUGCGGGACAGGAUCGGUUUUGCCAAGGAUGUCUCAGAAGAUAGGAAGCACGGAGUCCGUGAACUGCUUCUGAUCGCUGAGAGCAAAAUGAGCUCAAGAAUAAGCUCAACAACCAACUCGCAGAUGAGCUUCAUCAGAGAGCAAAGCACAGAUUGCGGUCUCAUACAUGUACCGGAACUCUCCUCUCUACCAACUCAUCACCAACCAUCGACCUUAAACCUUCCCGAGUUUAGGCUCACGACACUCGAGAUCCCAGAAAAGGAAGACUCGUACACCGAAUCCCCCAAAUCACCAACCUCAAUCUUCUCAGCCCAAUCCCUACGCUCCAAAUCCUCCGUCGCCUCUCUCUUCUCCACCCGCUCCCCAUCCCCCGUAAGGUCCGCUACCUCCUCACCGCCCACCCAAAGCCUCCCAACCCCGGUACACAAACCUCCACCACUUCCUCUUCCACCUGCCUCCAAAUUCAAACCAAAAUCUAAAUCAAACCUCUCGCCCACAUCCACAAGCAAGAAUUCGCAUCUUUCUACCCUCCUUAGCGACGGGGCAGGAUUAAAGAUUUCGCAUAGGGACUCGAGUUUAAGGCCUGCGAGAUCGAUGCUCUUGCCUUGCGGUUUCACAAGGGAUAAUUCGCCGAACAGGAUGAGCCAUGUGGGGGACCUGAUGGCCGAGGAACAGAAGGUACAGGAACUUGGGGGUGGGGAGAUUUACGAGAUGGGGAAGGGGGAGGUUUAUGAGAUGGCUUAG